Messenger RNA from Blepharisma stoltei, 207 nucleotides. NCBI's taxonomy places the organism in Eukaryota, Ciliophora, Heterotrichea, Heterotrichida, Blepharismidae. The record is from the annotation of a GenBank genome assembly.
AUGAUCCAGCAAAUCCAACUGAAAUUUUUAGUGAUGGCUGAGCAGCCUACAAUCAACUGCCAGCAAUUGGAUAUCUGCAUUCAAUUGUCUACCAUAAUAGAGACUUUGGCACGGGAAGGUUCACAACCAAUAAUAUCGAGAAUUUAUGAAGCAGAAUGAAGAGGCUCAGAGCUUAUAAAAAAACGGAUUCCACCCAAGAAAUGAUAA